This is a messenger RNA of Tympanuchus pallidicinctus (lesser prairie-chicken), 2979 nucleotides long. It is a transcript of the gene MPG, whose product is annotated as N-methylpurine DNA glycosylase. Gene Ontology annotation, molecular function: DNA binding; alkylbase DNA N-glycosylase activity. Lineage: Eukaryota; Metazoa; Chordata; Aves; Galliformes; Phasianidae. The transcript has 4 exons. The coding region runs from base 2032 to 2853 and encodes 273 amino acids. Gene Ontology annotation, biological process: base-excision repair. The record is from RefSeq and is a predicted model, not a curated record.
GAUGAUUAUUUUUCACUCUGAAAAGCUCAGGACGUCCAGCAGGCAGUAGGAGCAUAGACUGGAGCUGGAAGGACUCUGUGCAGGAAAUGACAUUGCCAGACCUACAGAGCACUCAGUAAGGUGCUUCACAACUAGCAGCAGGUUUGGUUACAACAGAAUUAGUAAAAAUGGAAUGAAUCCACAGCUGGUUCUUAUUUGGGGGCACACAGCCUCAAGGCCGUGGGAUUUGUCUGCAGACCUGCAUGUGAAGAGAUGGUGUCUCUUACUUCCCAAAUAAAUAGGGCUUGGGUACUUGAAAUGCACUGAUGCCUACACUGUGUUUCUUCCUAUGCAAGAAGGGAUUUGUACAUACAGGUAACAUUCUUUAUAGAAAAAGCAGAUAGGCUUUGAGGCAUAGAGUUUUAUGUCUUGUAUCAUGGCAUGGGCAAGCACAAAGCAUGCAUUGGGGCUUUUCUGGAUUUCUGAGACAGUAUUGCAUUCCCUUCACUCUGUUAUUGCUUUUAAAGCAAUCUCAUAUUGUAGGCUCUGAAUUUCUCAUGACUAGAAGGCAGUAUCCUACUGCUGCCUCUAAUGAGAGGUGAAGAUGCUGAGGUCUGUGCAGGAUCAGCCUAUAGCAAUGACAUUACAAGUGCCCUUGGGCUGCCAGUGUAAUGUUUGUGUAAGAGCACUCGUAUCCUCUAAGAACAACUUAACUGCAAGGGCAGCAGGUGUCGGGCAGCUCAGGUCCUGUGUCUGAUGCUGCACUCCAUAAAAGCAUGAAUUACCAAUGCAGUUCAUGCUCACACAGAUGGGUUACGUUUUCAGCGUGUCUUCAUGUAGUUCCAGUUAAUGCUGUCAGAGAAGCCUGGAAGCAGUUUUUAGCAGGAAACAUUCACUUGGUUGACUUUUUAGAAGUUAGCCUAUAUGGAGAAGUGUUCCUCUUUUGUCCCUUCCUUCCUGAACUUUCUGCUGUUCACAUCUUCCUUCCCAGACAGGACUCAUAUUUGCAAAGGCCAUCAUGUAAUUGAGUCUGAGCGAGGUAAGUGGCUUCUAGUGACAUUUUUAGGAGUUGCCACAAAGUGAAAGCUAUAGAGUGGAGCAGAACACCUGACAUGGAGUUGGCAAUUCUAUGGCAAGUCUCUGACAUGGCUGAAUUAUUGCAAUACAGAAUGCAGAUGUUGCACUAAAAUACCUCCAACCAAAGCUGGUUGCAGCCUCAGUGCUAAUCCAUCACCCCCAGCUUCCACACUGUGCUGUUAGCCAGCAGACAUUUCAAAGAGCUUUAUAGAAUGAGUUUGUUCUGGUUUGACAAGAGUAAGGACUGCAGCACAGAAAAAGACACACCAACUUUCUGAAGCCAGCACAUUGGUGAGGAACCUGGAAGAACAACUUCAGGUUAUGCAGUUGUCACAGAUACGUUCUGUAGUUUGGAACACACUGUUCUUCAUCUCUUUGGUAGGUGAGCUGAAGCCUUGCUUUGUGGAGGUCUCAGUGCACUCAUUUCUGCAGCGUGACAAGCUUGACAGUGACCGUAAAUCAGGCAGCUCCCAGCUCCAGCGUUCUGCGUCCCAUGGAGAUUUGGAUUCUUACCCAUUACAUCACUAUUUGAAAUGAUUGAUAUGUCACUUCUGUGAACUUUUUGAACCAGCACUUUUAGAAGUGUUUUCAUAUUCUCUUUUGUCUGCUUAAUAGAUUAUUUAAGUUCUCAGUGGAAAGAAGAUGGUACAGGUUUACCUUUGCUUUCGUAUUUCCUAACCUAACAGUUAGCAAACAUAUUUUUACUGCUACGUGGACCAGAGUUUAUUGUUAUCUUAAGCCCUUAGAAGAUGAAAGCUCAAACUGCAGUAUUCUGUUUGCAUGUCAGUAGAGCCCAAUAUUUGCCUAGCCUGGCGUAAAUCCAGCUGCAUGUCACCUGCUCCUGUGCUUUGCCUGCACUGUCUAAUCAGUAAUAGCUUUCAGAGCCUUUGUAUUGAAAAUAAGAAUUCGUGGAAAUGAAUUACUUUAAAAUAAUCUUUACAUUUCCAAAUAUGUUUGCAUUUAUUUCCUAGCACUAUGUCAAGGAAAAGAAAGCUGUUGGCUCAAUUAAGCGCCCUCCAAAGCAACUCCAGCAUCCCUCUUUCUGAUGCCUUGAAGAGCCCCACCACAAUUCCUGAUGGCAACUCUUCUCCAACAAGCAGCAAAUAUUUUGUAACAGAGAAAAAACAAUCUUCCCAACUGGAAGCAGAUUUCUUCAACCAGCCCUGUAUCAGCCUGGCCAAAUCCUUCCUGGGACAGAUUCUAGUUCGCAAACUUCCCGACGGCAGGGAGCUCUGGGGGAGGAUUGUUGAAACAGAAGCUUAUCUUGGUGGGGAAGAUGAGGCUUCUCACUCAAAAGGUGGGAAGCAAACUCAACGGAAUGCAGCCAUGUUCAUGAAACCAGGAACUCUGUACGUGUACCAGAUCUAUGGGAUUUAUUUCUGCGUGAACGUUUCCAGCCAAGGGGAAGGGGCUGCAGUCUUACUCCGCUCUCUGGAGCCUCUCCAGGGUUUGGAUGUGAUGAGGGAGCUGCGCAGCACUUCAAGGAAAGGACCUGCAAAGCCACUGAAGGACUGGCAGCUGUGUAAUGGGCCCUCCAAGCUCUGCCAAGCAUUUGGGAUUGAUAAGGCUUUUGACCAAAGGGACCUGACUCAAGACGCGGCCAUCUGGAUGGUGCCUGGACAGGAGCUGCCCAGGGAGCAGGACGUGGUAGCCACAACCAGGAUUGGUAUUGGGAACAGAGGGGAAUGGUCACAGAAACCUCUCAGGUUUUAUGUAAGAGGAAACAAAUUUGUGAGUGUUGUAGACAAGAAAAUGGAGCGAGAGAUGGCAGCAGUGGAACCCAUCUCUUGCAGCUGAUGAAUCUUGCAAGUGUGCCACCAACCAGGACUUGAGCUGUGUGCUCUUUUGGAGAGCCUCAAGCCAUGUUGGGGCAGCAGCAAGGGCAGCUUGGAGGUUUUUAACAAUAAACAUAACUUUAUUGCA